AUGCAAUCGGUUCCGGUUCCGAUACUGGUUCUUACCGGUACCGGUCCCAACCGUUGCAGAAUAAAGAGACACGUUCAGUUCCAGUUUGCUAACAAAUUACCAUUACUUUCAGAAGCAAAAGCGCGAGUUUUGGGCCCAGGAGAUUUGCACGUCAAAGCGGGAAGUUCCGUAACACUGAUAUGCGUUAUCAAUCAAGGACCCCACGAUUUGGGUACCGUCUUUUGGUAUCUAGGCGCAAAUAUACUACAGACACCACCAACGCAUCCUAAUGAUCCAGAUUCGACUGAAAGGCUAUCCAUACAGAAUCACUGGUCGGAUGGACUGACCUCUCGUUUGCACAUUUCAAGCGCACGUCUUUCAGAUAGUGGAAACUAUUCGUGUGUUCCAACCAUUGCUGCCCCUGCUAGUGUAAAUGUACAUGUCAUUAAUGGAGAGCAUCCAGCGGCCAUGCAACACGGAAAUAAGAACACAGCGCCGUUAUCGCCCUCUCUUCACUGCACACUUGUAUAUAGUAUCUCAGUCUUCAUAAUAAAACACAUCAGAUGAAACCUCUUGUAAUAUUGACUUUUAUUUUUUUAAUCCUUUUCUCUUUAAUAUUUUGAUACUAAAUGUACUCGUGCGGAAAUUUUACGUCCGUGCAAUAAGUGAAUUUGUCUUUGUGAAUAUCGAAGCAAAGAAAAUGAGUUUUCAUAUUACGACCUAUUGUACUAAGUGACACCUUUUUUUUUAAAUAAGACAGUUCUGAAGGUGGAUUUUAAACAUUUAUUAUCUUCAAACGCACAGCUUUGCUUGUGUCACUCAAAUCUUUCAAGAUUGUAUACUUUUAAGUUGAAAUACUGAACAUUCCUUUUGUCCUUAAUUCCCAGUCUCCACUUCUUUGUUUAGAAAAUGUUCAUAGGGAUUUUGUUGGAUGUUG
Photinus pyralis (common eastern firefly) is the source of this 916-nucleotide messenger RNA. RefSeq lists its product as uncharacterized. Bases 1 to 546 code for a protein of 181 amino acids. Gene Ontology annotation, biological process: synapse organization. NCBI's taxonomy places the organism in Eukaryota, Metazoa, Arthropoda, Insecta, Coleoptera, Lampyridae. The record is from RefSeq and is a predicted model, not a curated record. Gene Ontology annotation, cellular component: neuron projection membrane. The transcript is spliced from 4 exons.